UGUCAAAAUGUUUUUUUCUACUUUGUAACCUUGCUCUGAUUUGUGUUCAACAGGCUUACGCUAAAAAUGGUCCGCUACUCGUUGGAUCCCGAGAACCCCACAAAAUCAUGCAAGGCCAGAGGAUCAAAUCUUCGGGUUCACUUUAAGAAUACUCGUGAGACUGCGCAAGCCAUCAAGGGUAUGCACAUUCGGAAGGCUACCAAGUACUUAAAGGAUGUAGUCAUUAAGAGACAGUGUGUACCCUUCCGUCGUUACAAUGGUGGUGUUGGAAGAUGUGCCCAGGCCAAGCAGUGGGACUGGACACAGGGUCGCUGGCCAAAAAAGAGCGCAGAAUUCCUUCUGCACAUGCUGAAGAAUGCAGAGAGCAAUGCUGAGCUUAAGGGUCUUGAUGUGGAUUCUCUAGUUAUCGAGCACAUCCAGGUCAAUAAAGCCCCAAAGAUGCGCAGACGCACUUACCGUGCUCAUGGUCGCAUUAACCCUUACAUGAGCUCUCCCUGCCAUAUUGAGAUGAUUCUUACUGAAAAAGAACAGAUUGUUCCCAAACCUGAAGAGGAAGUUGCCCAGAAGAAAAAGGUUUCCCAGAAGAAGCUCAAGAAGCAGAAGCUAAUGGCUCGGGAUUAAAAUGUAUAUAAAAUAAAGAAUUCGGUUCAAAUCUUUUGUGUUCAUGAUGUGUGUGUUGUCUGGAUGAACAUAAGCCAAACUGGUCUUCUCAUGCAACGUUUAACAAGUUAAAACAAGUUUCUAUUUGAUCGUUCAUGAAACCCCAUAUAGGUGAACAAAUAUGAAGUGGCCAUUGUUUUAGUUUCAACGUAACUUUUGAUUAAAGAAGAUUUUGACCAGCUUUUGCAGUUAUGGGGUUAUUGUCCACUUGUCGCUUUUUUUACAAAAAUGCAUUAAAGCAGAUGGCACUGA
Polypterus senegalus (gray bichir) is the source of this 912-nucleotide messenger RNA. It is a transcript of the gene rpl17, whose product is annotated as ribosomal protein L17. The record is from RefSeq and is a predicted model, not a curated record. Gene Ontology annotation, molecular function: structural constituent of ribosome. The transcript is spliced from 6 exons. Lineage: Eukaryota; Metazoa; Chordata; Cladistia; Polypteriformes; Polypteridae. Gene Ontology annotation, cellular component: ribosome; cytosolic large ribosomal subunit. Gene Ontology annotation, biological process: cytoplasmic translation. The coding region runs from base 67 to 621 and encodes 184 amino acids.